Molecule: messenger RNA, 2357 nt
Organism: Dicrocoelium dendriticum
Lineage: Eukaryota; Metazoa; Platyhelminthes; Trematoda; Plagiorchiida; Dicrocoeliidae
Source: the annotation of a GenBank genome assembly
AUGGCAUACCUCUCUGAUGAUGAUAAUGAUGAUGAUGAUGAUGAUGAUGAUGAUGAUGAUGAUGACGAUGAUGAUGAUGAUGAAGAUGAUGAUGAUGAUGAUGAUGAUGAUGAUGAUGAUGAUGAUGAUGAUGAUGAUGAUGAUGAUGAUGAUGAUGAUGAUGAUGAUGAUGAUGAUGAUGAUGAUGAUGAUGAUGAUGAUGAUGAUGAUGAUGAUGAUGAUGAUGAUGAUGAUGAUGAUGAUGAUGAUGAUGAUGAUGAUGAUGAUGAUGAUGAUGAUGAUGAUGAUGAUGAUGAUGAUGAUGAUGAUGAUGAUGAUGAUGAUGAUGAUGAUGAUGAUGAUGAUGAUGAUGAUGAUGAUGAUGAUGAUGAUGAUGAUGAUGAUGAUGAUGAUGAUGAUGAUGAUGAUGAUGAUGAUGAUGAUGAUGAUGAUGAUGAUGAUGAUGAUGAUGAUGAUGAUGAUGAUGAUGAUGAUGAUGAUGAUGAUGAUGAUGAUGAUGAUGAUGAUGAUGAUGAUGAUGAUGAUGAUGAUGAUGAUGAUGAUGAUGAUGAUGAUGAUGAUGAUGAUGAUGAUGAUGAUGAUGAUGAUGAUGAUGAUGAUGAGGAUGAUGAUGAUGAUGAUGAUGAUGUUGAUGAUGAUGAUGAUGAUGAUGAUGAUGGUGGUGAUGAUGAUGAUGAUGAUGAUGAUGAUGAUGAUGAGACUGAGAACUGAGAACUGAGAACUGGUGGGAAGCAGCGAGUAGAGGUUGCUCUGUGUAGCUGCAUCAUUCGUCGUUUUCGGACAUGAACUUUUUAUUUAUCGUUUCGCUCUUUGUACUUUGCCUCUGCAAAUUGUUGGUCUAGUAGCAUCUUGAAUUUAGCCACUGUGUUCGCUUCUACUAUAUGCUGAGGCAGGUCGUUCCAGACAUUCACCACUCUGCGUUCGAAACAGAGUUGAUGGGCGACCCGCUUCAAAUCCGGGACGAUAAGUUUAUACCGGUGUCCUCGCGUGCAGCUUGGUGUGCGCAGAUGAAGUAGUUGUCUCAACAUGGGGUAAUCACCCAGAUGUAAUAUUCGGUGCGUCAUGAUGAGGUCAACCCUCAGCCGACGAUAAGAUAGGGUGUAUAACCCUAGUUUCUUACAUCGGUCUUCGUAUGGCAUACCUCGUAAGUUGGGAAUCAGCCUAGUGGCUACAUGCUGCACCCGCUCAAGCUUUUCUACUUCGCCCCGGGUGAUGGGACAGUAUGCGGGAGUGCCGUACUCUAGCAUUGGUCGUAUUAUCGAGACGAAGAGGCGAGUGGCAAUCUCUUCGGACCAAGUGCUAAAGCUGCGCCUGAGAGCCCAAAGCAUACGAAGGCUGUUUUGGUACAGCCUAUUCGUGUUGUCAAUGGACUUUAGGUCACAGCGUGAGAGUACACCGAGGUCGCGCACGAAAGGAGCGGGAUGCAACGGUUGUCCAGCCACUGUGUACGUUCGGCCGUGAUCAUACUUACCCAACCUCAUGAAUUGCGACUUGGCAGGGUUGAUCGGAAGGUUAACCUCUGCAGACCAUGUUGAGAGGCGGUCGAGAUCCUGCUGAAGUAAAUCGCAAUCAUUGAGUGUGCGGAUUACUCUCCACACUUUCAAGUCAUCUGCGAACAAAGCACAAUGUGAUUGUAGUAGCUGAGGCACAUCGUUUAUAUGGAUUAGAAACAAUAUCGGGCCCAGUACAGUGCCUUGGGGCACGCCGCUGCUCGAUGGAUACCAGUCAGUUAGAUGGUUGUCCACCUGGACUCUCCACUUCCGAUCAAUAAGGAAAUUGCUGAUCCAUUUGUGCAGCGAACCACCAACACCGCACAUCCUCAGUCUGUCAAGGAGCACUGCAUGGUUAACCUUGUCAAAAGCCUUACUGAAGUCAAUGUAAAUGACGUCAACCGAUUGGCCUUUGUUCAGUGCUUGUAACCAUUCGUGCCUCGUCAACAGUAGGUUGGUGAUGCACGAACGACCUUUCAGGAAACCAUGCUGUGCGGAGGUUAACAGGUUUUUCGACUCGAGUAGCUGCAGAAGGCUCUUUUUCACAAUCUUCUCGAGCGUCUUUGCCAAAACUGCCGUCAGGCAGAUCGGCCGGUAGUUAUCCACUUUGCUUGGGUUACCACCUUUCGGGAUAGGCUUUACGACUGAGCAUUUCCAGUCGUCCGGUAGUAGACCAGUGGAUAGUGACCUGUUAAACAGUUCAGUUACAGAGGGUGCAAUUAUGGUCGAUAAUGACUUGAGGAUUAGUGGGUGUAUACCAUCUGGCCCAGCAGGUUUCGUCCCGUCAAGAUUUGCUAGAAUCUUGCGUACAUCCACAAUAUUGCAGUCCAGGCUGUUAAGUUCGGCUGGAGCGGUGCUCGUCGAACU